This is a messenger RNA of Clupea harengus (Atlantic herring), 3268 nucleotides long. Its product is annotated as NACHT, LRR and PYD domains-containing protein 1 homolog. The record is from RefSeq and is a predicted model, not a curated record. Lineage: Eukaryota; Metazoa; Chordata; Actinopteri; Clupeiformes; Clupeidae. Gene Ontology annotation, cellular component: cytoplasm. Bases 145 to 3213 code for a protein of 1022 amino acids. The transcript is spliced from 14 exons.
CUUCGCGGCAGUGAAGAAGUUACGCUCAUGGUGAAAGCCUCUCUAUUGUGUUACGCUUUUCCUCACACCCUCGAACGCAAUUGCUAUGUUCUAACUCCCGAGGGCUUGACUUAAUGACGACCUAGUUCAACAGCAGUUACACUCAUGGAGUCAUCCUUAAAGAGGGGAGAGGACCCAGAAGAGGCUGCAAGUGGCUCCUCUCCUGAAGCUCAGGAUGGGAAAAUUGUAGCUCAGGGUGGAAGCCAUGUCUUAGUUCCAACACUGACGGGCAAUACCGUUCAAGGAAACAUCAGCAUCAACUCAAACAUUCAUCAUCAUUAUCAUGGUCUUGGGGUUUCUGCUCCGGCAACACCACCACAGGACCCUGAUCAUACCUCUAAAAUAAAUGAAUACAAGACAUCCGUCUGCUCCGAAUAUAAAAAAGUGAAGGAGUAUAACUCUGGACCUGGUGAGAAUGUGCUGCUGGCUGAUCGCUACACUGAGCUGCUGAUCGUUGAGAAACCAAGAAAGCAGAGUGAAAGAGAGGAGGAGAUCCGUUGUAGAGGAAAACAUCACCAGCAGGUCUUAAAAACCAGGGCCAGUGAAGCGCACAGAAGAAUCACUGUUGACCAGUUGUUCAAACCUGAUGACGGUGGAGAGGUUCCAAAGGCAGUCAUUCUGCAGGGCCACUCUGGACAUGGCAAAUCCUUCACUUCUCAGAAGAUCAUGUACGACUGGGCCUCAGGAAAAGUAUUCCAAGAUCUGGUCCACCUUGUUCUUCACCUUGAAUGCAAAAAUUUUAAUGAAAUCUCAGAGGCAUGCAGUCUGGUGGAUCUCCUGGGAUACUGUCCAGGCUUCACAAGUGAGACAGAAGAGGUGCUGAGGGAUUCAACAAUGAAAGUGCUCUUCCUCAUUGAUGGCUUUGAUGAGCUCAAGUUCUCAUUUGAGAAAACUUGCGGAGUGCCACCUAAAGACCCUUUUAGAGAAGCUCCUGUUGAGGCCACUCUGAGUGCUCUGCUAAAGGGGCUUCUCCUGCCUAAGUGCCUCCUGCUAGUCACCACCAGGUCCACAGCUUCAGACAAACUGAGCAGGCUGCUCAGUUCUUCUCAGCGUUUCACUGACAUCCUAGGCUUCACUGAGGAGGAGGGGGUGAAGAAGUACUUCCAGAGGUUUUUCAAAGAAGAACUGCUAGCCAAGAAAGCCUUUGACUGUGUGAGGACCAACGAGACUUUGUACACUGCCUGCUCCAUCCCCGUUAUCUGCUGGAUCACCUGCACAGUUUUCAGGGAGCAAGAAAUGGACAUCAUUAAGGAACUAAAAACAACCACCUCUAUAUUUGUACACUUUGUGACCACUCUGCUGGAGCAUCACUGCCAGGGUUUGGGUCAGCCUGAAACACUGCUGAGGAGCCUGGGCCAGCUUGCAGAGAGAGGGUUACAGGAACAUCAGGUCCUGUUUGAUGAGAAAAGUUUGUCUGAGGCUUUCCCUGAUCCAUCACAAGCAACCAAAUACAAUCCUUUCCUCUGCAAACACUUGCAAACCAUCAAUGUCAAACAGGAAAGAAAGUACAGUUUCAUGCAUCUGAGCUUCCAGGAGUUCUUCACUGCUUGCCAGUACCUGAUGUUGGAGAAUGAGGAAGAGGCACUUGACAAACUAAAGGAGUUGUUAGGAAACGUUAAACGUUUUAAACCUGUUGUUCAAUUCCUUUUUGGGCUUUCAAACAAAGACAUUGACCCACACCUGAAAAAGCAGUCCUGGCCAUCCAUUCAAGAUCAUCUGCAGGAGUGGCUUCUAAGCAUUUUACAAAAUAAGAGCAUGGGUGCUGGGGAUAUGCUGCAUCUACUUCAUUGUCUCUAUGAGCUCCAUGAGGAUGACUUUGUAAGGAAAGCCAUUAGAUGCUGGAGAGAGAUUUGGUUGAUCAACACUGCCCUGACAAGCACAGACUGCUUGGUGCUGCUGUACUGCCUGCAGUGUUGCCCGACCAUCAGAAGCCUGAAGCUCACAAGGUGCGACAUAACAGCAGAUAAGCUGAGGAUGCUGCAGCCUGCACUGAGCAGGUGCGAGGAGCUGGGGUUAACUGUGUGGAGGCUGUCAGAUGCUGAUGUUGGUGUCCUGAUCUCAGCUCUGGGGGAGGGGACGAUCCUGGCUGAACUGAGCGUGGCAGGGAGCAGCCUCUCACCUGAGAGUGUGGAGCAGGUCUUCAGAGCUCUCUACAGACAAAAGUCUGUGGGUAAAGUCCAUCUGUCUGUGACGACCAUCACUGUCACCACCCCAGCCCUGUGCUUGGAAUUCAUUCAGAACACAAAGACGUGCCCUCACCUGUGGCUUGAGGUUAAUUCAAGUCCACCAUCCUCUCUCUCUGUGAAGAAAGACUCCAGAGGCCUCAGCGUGGAAAUCAGCAGCCUCUCACCUGAGAUUGUGGAGCAGGUCCUCAGUGCCCUCUCCAGACAAAAGGCUGUGGACAAAGUCUAUCUGUCUGUGAAGACCAUCGCUGACACCACCGCAGCCCUGUGCUUGGACUUCAUUCAGAACACAGAGACAUGCCUGAAGCUUGAGGUUAAUUCAAGGCCACCAUUUUCUCUCUCUGUGGACAAAGACUCUAGAGGCAUCAGACUGGGUGUGAAUUCACUGUUGUCUUCCACAAUGUCACCUGUUUUACUUACCCUGUCACAAGCCGAAAGCCCAACCAGCGGCAGCUUUACCGACUUCAUCGACAAGUUUUGCGAUGCCACAGGUUUAAGAGCAAAUCCACAUAGGUCUCCAGAUGACUGUAUAGGUGUUCUUGAGUCCUUCACUGAAUGGGGGACUCUGCCUGGUCUGGAGGAGGUGAAGUUGGAGGUGAGCUGCCUGACUGAGAGCUGGGCCCACUGGAUCCUCAACCUCAUCCACACGUGCCCCACUCUGAAGGAAGUCAAGUUACAGGCUUCAUUGGGUUUUAAGGUUUGCUUACUGGAGGAGGGGAUCAGUCUUCUGCAGGAGUCCAAUAGGCGUCCGGAUUGUACUGUGACCCUCACUGGGAGGAGAUGCACUAAACCUAGUGGUAAGUGUACUGAGGAAGAUAACCCCCAACUGGGCUGCAACAAGAAGGUGAAGAUCCAAAUGAAGGGGCCAAAUGUCACUGAGGAGAUUGUGGUCUCUGAUACCUGUACUGUAGCCGACAUUAAGCGGCACUUAAGGGAAGCUUUCCGACCUUUCAUGCAACUUUCACAAAAGGUUCAAAUUCUUUCAGAAUAGAUUUCAAGAUUUUAUUGAUUACUUGGAGGGCUCUUCAUGGCCUCUCUCCUAGCUA